This is a messenger RNA of Mytilus trossulus (common blue mussel), 1158 nucleotides long. RefSeq names its product FMRFamide receptor-like. Gene Ontology annotation, molecular function: G protein-coupled receptor activity. Lineage: Eukaryota; Metazoa; Mollusca; Bivalvia; Mytilida; Mytilidae. Gene Ontology annotation, cellular component: plasma membrane. The transcript is spliced from 2 exons. Gene Ontology annotation, biological process: G protein-coupled receptor signaling pathway. Bases 1 to 1158 code for a protein of 385 amino acids. The record is from RefSeq and is a predicted model, not a curated record.
AUGGAUGUCGGAGAUACUUAUAUUCGUGAUUUUCUAAAUGACUUCAUAAAUGAUAUAAAGAUCAACCAAUCCGAAUAUUUGUCAUGUGGAAAUGGAUCAAACCUAACAUGUGAUGACCAUUGGACCAGCAACCAAGGCUCCGGCCAGAGGUCAAUUGGAUCAGAUGUAUUCACAUAUGUUACCCCCGUAAUAUUUGCAGUAGGAAUAACCGGGAAUGCAAUUUCUUUAUUAGUGUUUCUCACUAAAAACAUGAGGAAGUUAUCCGCAAGCGUAUACCUCGCUGCACUAUCAACAGCUGAUAUCAUGGCUUUGAUAUUCUAUGUCCUUGUUGAGUGGAUCAAAAAAGGAAUACCAGUCGGUUCUGGACAGGUAACAGCACCGUUUUUGGAAAGUAAUGGAGUUUGUCAGAUAAUUUUGUUCAUGUCGUAUUCUUUCCGUUUCCUUUCGGCUUGGCUGGUAGCAUGCUUCACAUUAGAGAGAUAUGUCGGAGUGUGUCACCCAUUAAAACGGAAAGACGUAUGUAAUCUACGUUCCUCUAAAAGAAUUGUUUUCUUUACUGUUAUAAUUUCUUUUGUGAUAGCUUCAAUCCGACCAUGGCUGAGCGAAGUGCUUGAUGUGGGGCCAAAUAAUGUUCCGUCGUGUACAAGAAGACCAGAACACAAAAACCUGUCUUUUAUCUAUGACUGUAUUUUCGUAGUGUGUAUUACUUUUCUACCAUUCCUAGUCAUAACAAUACUGAAUACUCUGAUCAUUCGGAAGUUGAUUAUUCGGAAUAAAAGACACAGGCAGGUGAAGAUCAUAACAGAAGAAAGCAUAAUACGAUUGGAAUUCACAAUAAUCUUAAUUACUAUAUCGUUCUGCUUCAUCGCGUUCAAUACACCAUAUGCCAUUAUAUGGUUCAAACAUUCACUGCAAAUGAGUUCGAUGCAAAUGGUAGAUAGUGUAUUCGUACCAACCAAUCAAAACUUAUUGAUUUUUACAAAGACAAUAUUUUUCAUGAACUAUUGCAUUAAUUUUUUCCUGUAUAGUAUAACAGGUGCCUACUUCAGGGAAGAACUCAAAAUGUUAUUUACUUAUAGAAGUAAAGUUUACCAAAAUUUUCACAAAUGUCCUCUCCCUAAUUCUCCAGGAUCAACUCCACAGUCGUGGGUCGCUUGA